CUUUCUCUAUAGGUUAUUAUAUCAUCCAUCCAUCCUCCCACUUAUUUAGUUGGGGAGAAAAUUCCAUAUUUCACAUAUGGUGACAAACCUAUAUAGCUAGUCGAACUUUCUCCUUGUAAUUGGCUUCACGGAGACAGAAGGAAGCCUUUAAAACUAAUAUUUUGAUGUGUCAACUUAUUUAUUUACGAUAAAUACUAAUUUUUCGAAAUUUUGUGCCUAAAUUGAUCUCAAUGUGGUGAAUCUAUUUAAUUUACGUAACAUGGUGAAACCCCUAUAAAUAGUUGUGCGUCGAACUUUCUCCACAUAAUUGGCUUCACGGAAAGAGACAGAAGCCUUUAUAAAUACAAAACUAUAUUAAAUAUUCGCAUUUAUCAACUUAUUUAUUUACGAUUCCAGAUUUUUGCAACUUUUUUAAUUUAUGUUGCGUCGAACUUUCUCCACAUAAUUGGCUUCACGUAGACAAAAAGGAAGCCUUUAAAACUAAUAUUUUGAUGUGUCAAUUUAUUUAUUUACGAUAAAUACAGAUUUUUGGAAAUUUUGUGCCUAAAUUGAUCUCAAUGUGGUGUGGUGAACAUACAUAAACUUUUUAAUUUACACGAGUGAAUUUAUUACUUUCUCCAUAUAAUUGGCUUCACGUAGAGAAAAAGGAAGCCUUUAAAACUUAUAUUGUCAUUUGUCCAAGUAUUUAUUUACGAUAAAUACAAACUUUUGUGCCUCUCAUUUAAUUAAAUUUGUGCAUAUGCACAAGUGUGGCGAACUUAUUUAAUUCAUGGUGCGUCGAACUCGUACUUGAUUGCUUUCACUUCAAGCGACGUCUUUAUAAAUAAUAAAACAAUUUAACAUUUUCAUUUGCCAAAUUAAAUAUGUGUUUACGAUACAAAUUCUUGUCGCAACUUUUGUGUCUUUCAUUGAAUUAAAUUGAUCGGUGAACCUAUUUUCUAAUUUACAUGACGAACUUUCUCCUCAUAAUUGAAUCGACAGACGGAAGCCUUUAAAACAAAUGUUUUGAUUUGUCAACUUAUUUAUUUACGAUUUUCUCAAUUAAUCGAGUGAACGUAUUUGCAUAAUUUGCAUAAGCGGAUUUAUUCAUUAUCAUGUUAAAUGAAUGUACUUUUGUGGUUUGGUUUGUCGGUUGCUGGAUAAAUUAAGUAGUCGUUGCGAGUUCAAUUUGCAGCUGUGUGUUUGUUGGGAGGAUUUUGUAUUAUGUGAAAAAAAAUUGACACUAUUUAAAUAUUUACGAAUAAGUGUUCGAAAACGGGAUGGAUUUCGCCAAGAAUUUAUUUCAAGCAAGUACCAACGAUCGGAAGGGCUACGUUGGGAGAGAUACUGCUAUUAAACUCGCCCUCGUCGAGUCGGCGAGUGAUGACCCCGAAAACGACGGGGACGACGACGACACCGAGCUAUUCGUAGGGUCAAACUCGGAACGGAGUGGGUUGUGCCAAGCCAUGACGCCCAAACCGGGUGUGCCCUUCAGUGCGGUGACCCCUUCCAUGUGGCCGCCCGACUUGUCCGACGAGGACUGCGGGUAUGACGAGCUGGGAUUUCGCAUCGAGGAGGAAGACGGACCGGAACAAAGUUCCAAAAAGUUGCUGGGCAUCCCGUUCACGGAAGAUCCCAGCGUCAGAUUGCAGUGGUUGGCAUACCUGGAAUUUUCUCACAGUCGGGAAGAAGUCCACGAAUUGUCGUGGGACUCAAUCCCAGAAAAGUUACCGCUCACGGAAAAACUUUGGGAGAUGAUGACCACCCAUGCCGGCAUUCCGCACUCGCUCCGACCUCAAAUGUGGUGCCGUUUAAGUGGCGCCUUCGAAAAGAAAUGCAACCCAGCAAACCUUCCGUACUACAAAGUCGUCCGAGAAUCCACCCGGAACGAAUAUUUCUCCUACGCUAAACACAUCGAGAAAGAUUUGUUCCGCAUCUUACCAGGAAACGGGUGCUUCUGUAAAUCCGAUUCUCCCGGAAUCCCACGUCUUCGUCGGGUCCUCCGCUCAAUCGCGUGGCUUUACCCGGACGUCGGGUAUUGUCAAGGAUUUGGCACCGUGGUUGCUCACCUGCUCCUGUUUUUAGAGGAGGAAGACUGCUUUUGGUUGAUGUCCACUGUGAUUGAAGACAUUCUCCCGGCUUCCUAUUUUACCUCGGACUUUUUAGGAAUUAGGGUCGACGCCCUGGUUUUUGGGCACUUUUUGGCCGCACAUUUCCCCGAGGUGGAUGCGCUUUUGAAGGAACACGACAUUGAGUUGGGGCUCAUAGCGUUCACCUGGUUUAUGACGUUGUUCGCGUCGGUGGUCCAUGUCAAGAUAUUGUUGAGGAUUUGGGACCAUUUGUUUGCGGAGGGGAGCAUGGUCGUGUUUAAGGUGAUGUUGGCCAUGGUCAAGUUGAAAGUGAAAGAUCUCCUCCUGCUGAAAAACUCUGCGGAAAUUUUCAACUUCCUGUCCGACCUUCCCUCCGAACUGGAUGAGUUCGAGUUACUGGAAAUCAGCAGUUUUGAAGAUGUAAAUUCCAACGCGGUGGAGAAGGAGAGGAAAAAAUGCUUCUCAAAAGUGGUCAACGAUGGGUCAGUUUUCUCCACGAAAUGUCGUCAAGUGAAGAAACGCGAUGUUCGACGACCACCCAAGAAUCCGAGCGGAGUUAGCGUGCUGAAAUCAAUCUUUGGAGAUUUUAAGGGUCAUGAUGACUUAAAGAGCAAAAAUAUAAGACAGACUGAAAUUGCGAUCGAACUACACGAAGCAAUUUUAGCGAUAGGACGUCAUUUCAUGUCGCACGACCAAAAUUACAUGACGGUAUCGCUCGACCCCGAUUUUUCCUUGGAUUCCCACGCCAAAGAUCAUCAACGCUUCACUCUUGGGUUCAAUAAUGGAUAUAAAAGGGCGAAAUCUUUAGUUGAUUUUGAAAGAAAAGACGAUGACGAGCUUGGUUUCCGUAAAAAUGACAUAAUUACCAUCGUCAACUCGAAAGAUGAGCAUUGUUGGGUUGGUGAAUUGAAUGGAUUGAGAGGCUGGUUCCCCGCAAAAUGCGUGCAACUCUUGGACGAGCGGUCGAAACAGUACUGCGCCGCGGGGGACGAUUCGGUCACUGAUGAAAUUGCGGAUUUAGUCCGUGGCAGGCUAUGUCCCGCUUUGAAGCGGAUUUUUGAAUGCGGGAUGCGGAAACCGGGCACCACCGUGGGUCCAAUUCAUCCCUGGCUUUUUAUUGAGGAGGUCGCCCUUAAGGAAAUUGAGAAGGAUUUCAACUCGGUUUAUUCGCGACUUGUUCUCUGCAAGACGUACAGGCUGGAUGAGGAUGGGAAGGUUUUGAGCCCGGAAGAGCUUCUGUACAGAUCUGUAGAAUUGGUGAAUAGAUCUCACGAAAAGGUGCAGAUGGAUGUCAAAAUGCGAUCUUUAAUCUGUCUUGGAAUCAACGAGCAAGUUUUGCACCUCUGGAUAGAAAUAUUUUGCUCAUGCAGCGACGUCAUAACAAAAUGGUAUCAUCCCUGGAGUUUUCUCAACAGUCCGGGUUGGAUCGGAUUGAAAUGCGAGUUGCGAAUUUUAUCCCAAUUUUCAUUCACGCUAAAUCCCAACUGGGAGCUGAGAAUGUUGAAAGAGCAGCAAAAAUUAGAUGUCAAGCACGGAGUGAGAGAUAUGCUCGUGAAGCAUCACUUGUUCUCGUGGAAUCUGUAAAUUCUCCGACACUCAAGAAGACAAACUAAAAUGAAUUUAUCUCCAUUCGAUUCGAUUGCAUGAUUUAUUGUGAUUUUAAAAAUAUACGUGACACUGGGCAAGGGAAAUGAUCGGGGAGAAUUUGGAGCGAAUUUGGAGCGUAAUGACCGCAGAGUCGUAGCGAAUUUUGAGGAAAUCUGGAAUAUUUGCGAAUAUUUAGCGAAUCUAGAAUCGCCACGAAUUCGUGACAAAUCUGAGAUAUCUGCGAAUUCAUUAUUGCGAGUCUAGAAUCGCCACAAAUUCAUUGCGAAUCUGAAAUCGUCGUGAUUUCUCUUUCGCGAAUUUCGCUCCGAAUUCUCAACGAUUAUUUUUGCGCCUCUUCCACUGCAUCUGAUUAAAUCUAUUCCAAAUAUUUAUCCAUCUUCUGAAGACAUCUACAUAAAUAUAUAUUUGAUAAAACUCUGCUAUUUAUUGAUUGAUUGAUCAAGGAAAUUAAGUACAAUUUUAACAAAUUUUAAAACAGCUAUUACAUGCAUAUAUACAUAAUUAUCUAAAUGUACAAUUUACUAAAAAAACUAUACAUACGUAAAUUUCAUCAAUGUUAGCUAUCUAUUUACCACCCCCACAUAUUUUCUCAAAUAUCUAUCUGUUAUUCAUAUUUAAGCAAAAACGUAACUAAAUAAAAAUACGAUGAUGCCA
Molecule: messenger RNA, 4331 nt
Organism: Folsomia candida
Lineage: Eukaryota; Metazoa; Arthropoda; Collembola; Entomobryomorpha; Isotomidae
Product: small G protein signaling modulator 3
Exons: 13
Coding region: 1260-3653 (797 amino acids)
Molecular function (GO): protein binding
Source: RefSeq, a predicted model, not a curated record